AUGAUCGUCACCCCGGUCAUUCUGGUCUGGACGGCCUCGGGAAGGCAGGCCGCCGUCCAGCAGGUCGCCCUGCGCGGUCAGGAGAAGGCCCGCGUCGUCCGGCUGCCCCCCAGUGGCCACCCCCACGGACCCUCCCCGCUCUUGCUCUGCAACGGCACCACCUCCAGCACCAUCCGCUCCCUGACCGCCAACGUCCGCGAGACCUUCGGCUUCUUGCCUACCACGCCCGGCAUCGGCCGGGCCCGGGCCACACUGGCCCGCCCCCACUCUGGUCAGCAGCCCUCCCCUUCCCUGUCCAUCCACCAGGCCUUUGACUUUGAACACCCGUCGGCGGCCGGACUGAGAGGCAGCACUCUUGACCCGUUUUCAGAUCUCUCGGCCCUGGCUGCGAUGGACAAAAUGGGGCAGGAGGAGGAGCAGCACAACAAAGGCCGCGAAGACAUUGGCAGUCUCCCCAGCAACAACAAGAACGAGCAUGUGGGCAGGAAGAGCAGCACCAACCUGCGCAGGGCCCGCUCGACGGCCGCCUACUUGAUUGCUAGCUCCAGAUUUGGCCGCAGCAGCAUCUGCGACAGCUUCAUCAAAGACGAGGAGGUCGAGUUUCCCACCGUCCUCGGCCGCUCCGCCGCCACCCUCGCCCAACGCAUCCUCCACAACAGCACGACCAGAUGCAGGGCGCGGGCAGCGAGACUGCACAUCAUUAUGUGA
Molecule: messenger RNA, 708 nt
Organism: Puccinia triticina
Lineage: Eukaryota; Fungi; Basidiomycota; Pucciniomycetes; Pucciniales; Pucciniaceae
Exons: 1
Coding region: 1-708 (235 amino acids)
Source: RefSeq, a predicted model, not a curated record